CUACAUCGCAAAAUCAACACAAAAUAAAAUCACUUCUAAACAUUUUGCGGGUUUGCGUUCAUUGUGUGUUGUGUACUGCUACAGAAACAAUGAUGCGUAAGCGUGAGUGUAUAUAAAGUGCAAUAAAGGAUUCAUCUAAAUAAUAGGAAGUGAUUAGGAGGACAUUAUUAUGCGUUGAUCAGAAUGUAGCACCUAAUCAAGUUCCACAGUGCGAAUCUAAUUAUUAAAAAAAAUAUAGUAUUGAUCUUUUUUGUACAGGACUAAAUAAAUAUAAACUGUUUAAAAAUGUCUGUGGUUAAAGGAAAGUUAGUGAAAAUGGAAGUAAUACAAGUAGGUGAAUAUGAAUUCACCAAACAAGAUAUAAUAGGACACGGAGCCUUCGCGAUGGUUUACAAAGGAAGGAAGAGAAAGAACCCAUCGCAAUCAGUGGCCGUAAAGGUGGUGACGAAGAAAGGAAUUCAGAAGGCUUCAGAGAUUCUCGUGAAGGAGAUCAAAAUCCUACGAGAGCUCACAGCACUGCACCACACAAACCUCGUGGCCAUGCACGAUUGUAUGGACAGCCCCGCUUAUGUGUAUGUCGUCAUGGAGUAUUGCAACGGUGGCGACCUGGCAGAUUACCUGCAGGCCAACCGGCUGCUGAGCGAGGGCACCAUCCGCCUGUUCCUGCGGCAGCUGGCCGAAGCCAUGCGCGCCAUCCACGCCAAGGGCAUCGUGCACCGUGAUCUCAAGCCUCAAAAUAUACUUCUCACACACAACGUCGCGCCGCCCCGCACACCACAUCCCUCCGAAAUUACUCUUAAAAUUGCCGACUUCGGUUUCGCGAGGUUCUUAGAAGAAGGCAACAUGGCGGUCACGCUCUGCGGGUCACCAAUGUACAUGGCGCCAGAAGUGAUAAUGUCGCUGAAGUACGACGCUAAAGCGGACCUGUGGAGCCUGGGCACCAUCGUGUACCAGUGCCUCACGGGCAAGGCGCCCUUCCAGGCGACCACGCCGCACGAACUGAAGGCCUUCUACGAAAACAGCAUCGACCUGCAACCCAAGAUGCCCGCGGGCACUAGUCCAGAGCUCUGCAACCUGCUGAUCGGCCUGCUGCGACGGAGCCCGCGCGAGCGCAUGCCGUUUGAAGCUUUCUUCAACCACCCUUUCCACCAACGGCCCAGGACCACCUCCUAUACGAGUUUGGAUUCGGACCUGCCCGACAUAAUGGAGAGCGAGUUAGAGGCCCCGGCGGGGGGCGAGUGUUGCCUAGAGGAGUCAUUGGAUAGCCAGGCGGCGGGCUCCGCGCCGGCGGCGAGCGCGGGCGCCGCGGCGCGCACGCCGCCCGCGCCGCGCGCGCUGCAGCCGCCGCCGCCGCAGCUGCAAACACUCGCACCUAAUAAUACUAAGAAGCCUACGUCCUCCGCCGAGUCGUCGGACACGACCUGGGCGGGCGAGGACGACUUCGUGCUGGUGGAGGCGGACAGCGGCUCGGGCGAGUGCUCCGCGUCCUCGGGCUCCGAGGCCGCGCCGCGCCCGCGCACGCUCACGCUGCCCGCGCCGCCGCAGCAGGACCCGCCGCAACCUGCUAAGAACCCGACGCCGUCCACCGCGAGCAUCCAGCGCUCGCAGCCGAUCUCAAUGCUGCGCUCCAACCACUCAAGGAACCCCACCAACCCCAUCGGAUCUCUCUCCCCGCCCACUUUCCCGAUGGGCACGCCGCUGUCGACGCGGCGGCGCAGCGCGUCGGGCAGCUCGCCGCCGCCGUCGCUGUGGCAGGUGUCGCCCACCAACAACAGCCCGCUGCGCAGAUCCGGGUCAUCACCGCCGGUGCCGCUGGCGCUGAAGGGGUCGGGCGAGGCGUCGCCGAAGCGCGCGGCCACGCUGCCCGACGCGCUGCUGCGCGGCCUCAAGAUGCACAACAUGCACGACCCGCCCGUCUACAUACCCAACCUGCAGGAGGAGACCAUACUCGCCGAGGAGCACAGCAAGGUGUUCUCGCAGCUGAACUUCGUGCUGAUGCUGGGCGAGCUGCUGGCCGACCUCGCCGUCUCGUGCGGCGCGCCGCUCGCCGCGCUCAUGGAUACCUCCGACGAGCGCUGCAACGAGAGCGUGCGGCUGGGGCUGCUGGUGCAGGCCAUGCAGGCGCUGGCGGCGGGGCUGCGCCUGGCCGCCGCGCACUACCGCGAGCGCACGCUCCAGCCCACGCCGCAAGUGCGCAACGUGGUCUCCCUGAUGAACGGAAAGUACAAAUGGAUCGUGAACGAGUCGCGGCGACUCCACGAGGCGGGCGUCACCCCCGCGGUCUGUGAUAAAAUACUCUACGAGCACGCCAUCGAGCUGUGUCAGAUGGCGGCCAUCGAGGAGCUGUUCGGCGACAUGAAGGAGUGCGAGCGGCGCUACAUGUCCGCGCAGGUGCUGCUGCACUCGCUGGUGCAGCGCCACCCCCUGCACCCGCACCACCGCACCACACUCUCCAAGUACCGAGACGCGGUGCAGAGGCGGCUGAACUGCCUGAAGGGGCCGCGCAAGAUCAUGGACGUGAAGCUGGAGGCCGGGGUCUCAUAAUGCAAUACGCGAGCGGCGACCGAUGUAGUACCUACCCUAAUAGUAAGCGUAAGCGACGCAAAAAGAGAAGUGAUUUUAUUUUGUUGUCGACAGACUCACAGUGAGAAAAUUAUUAAUAAAACAAAGUAUAUGGGAAUAAGUGAAUAAAUAUCAAUUAACGAUCGAUGUAUACAGUCGUUUUAGUGAUGAAGAUUACCAGAGAUUGCAAUAGUGAAUUAUAUUUUUUUAUAUGCAGUAAGUACAUUUCUGAGCCGUAGUAUUACCGUAGAGGCGGCGAACAUCUCGACGUUGGACUAAUUCUAGUGAUCGCUUGAAGUGAUAGUUGUAGAUUAGAUGUGUGUUGGAUCCCUUACGUCAUAAAUGGUUGUAUCUUUUCAUAGUUUGUAAUGUUAGUACAAGUUUCAUCAGAGUAAACCUUCCGCUUCUUCAAUUCUGAGGAGCCACGCAAAUUAUUUUAGAAAUUGUGCAUGUAUUUCUUUCGGUUAUCACCAUUUUAGGGUAAAUACAAAUAAAUAAAAAACAAAAAAAUAUAAAUUAGAAAACGUAGCAUUGUUUCCUAACUCACGUAUCUUGUAUGACAUUUUGAUUAUUACGGACUUGUAGCGUAUCGUGUAAAGUGACUUCGUGAAGUAAAAUCUCGAUAUAGAUACAAUGCUAUAGAGAUCUCAUUAUCGACCAAUAACAAUAUGGCAUUUUUAGGUUAAGAUAGAAAUUAUGUUCGAAGGUUUCUCGAAAAUAUUAUAUGAAAGGAUUUCUGUGUAUUAUCUCAAACCAUUAUUUUAUUUUUAAUUUGCCAAAAUUGUGAUUAUGUAUUUCCUCAAAAAUAAUAUUAAUUGCUUUAUGAUAAUAAGAAUAAAGACUGUUGUAUUAUAAAUAUUUUGUUUUGUUUUAAUAAACACUUAUUUUUAUCAGCAU
This is a messenger RNA of Cydia fagiglandana, 3459 nucleotides long. It is a transcript of the gene Atg1, whose product is annotated as serine/threonine-protein kinase unc-51. Gene Ontology annotation, cellular component: phagophore assembly site; phagophore assembly site membrane; autophagosome. NCBI's taxonomy places the organism in Eukaryota, Metazoa, Arthropoda, Insecta, Lepidoptera, Tortricidae. Gene Ontology annotation, molecular function: protein serine/threonine kinase activity; ATP binding. Bases 286 to 2544 code for a protein of 752 amino acids. The record is from RefSeq and is a predicted model, not a curated record. The transcript is spliced from 17 exons. Gene Ontology annotation, biological process: autophagy of mitochondrion; protein autophosphorylation; axon extension.